Molecule: messenger RNA, 201 nt
Organism: Acanthamoeba castellanii str. Neff
Lineage: Eukaryota; Discosea; Longamoebia; Acanthamoebidae
Exons: 1
Coding region: 1-201 (66 amino acids)
Source: RefSeq, a predicted model, not a curated record
AUGGUGAUGUCGAAGAUCUGGAAGAACUGGUUGGGUCCCGUGGUCCAGCUGCCGCCGGCCGCCGCCGAGCGGGCCACGAUGCUCACCGCGGCGUUGCACCCGGCCGCGGGCGAGGCCGAGGGCUGCGGAGUGGCCACGAUUGUGGGCGAAGGCCCUCCCACGCAGUUGACCGAGACGAGGCGGGUCGUGGGCGGCACCUGA